Daktulosphaira vitifoliae (grape phylloxera) is the source of this 2041-nucleotide messenger RNA. RefSeq names its product protein PTCD3 homolog, mitochondrial. Gene Ontology annotation, cellular component: mitochondrion. Gene Ontology annotation, biological process: mitochondrial translation. The record is from RefSeq and is a predicted model, not a curated record. The coding region runs from base 38 to 1969 and encodes 643 amino acids. NCBI's taxonomy places the organism in Eukaryota, Metazoa, Arthropoda, Insecta, Hemiptera, Phylloxeridae. The transcript is spliced from 12 exons. Gene Ontology annotation, molecular function: ribosomal small subunit binding; protein binding; rRNA binding.
AUAUGAUAUUCUGUAUGUUAUAAUAAUUUCCUUUGCGAUGGCGCGACUAAUUCGAUAUUUUUCUUCAACUUCUAGAAAAAAAUCAACGUAUAAUACAAAUUGCAUUGAAAUUCCAAUUAAGAUUGAAAGAAGUUCUACUGAUUUGUUAAAAGCUAUUUCUUAUACUAUCCAAAGAGAUCCUACUGCUGCUCAUUUUAAGUAUCAUGAUGAUCCUUACCUUAUUCCAGUUUCAAAUUUUCAAAAACGAGCUUAUGCUCUCAGUCAAGAGUCUGGUAGAAAAGCAGCCAACUGGAUACGAGAACAACAUGCAGAUCUAUUUGACCAUAAAGUAUCUAAUCCUCCAAUAGAGAAAUUUUAUCCAAAAGUUAUUUAUAAUGAAGAAUAUGAUGUGAAUGAAAAUGAUUUGAAAAAAGUAAUAAAUUUAGGAAAUGUAUCUGAUGCUUUAACUAUUUACAGUUUAUUAAAAAAUAAAAAUAAAGAAUUAAAUAUUGAUACAAAACAGUCCCUUCUUGAACUAGUUUGUUUCUAUAAUAGUCAAGAUGUUAUAGAAGAAAAUUGGAUUGAAGAAAGGUGGUAUACACAGGCUAAUCAAGAACGAGAAACAUUAAGAAAUACUUGGAAGUUAAAUGGUUUUGCAAACACAUUGUUUUCAUCUUUUCAAAAUCCCAAUGCAUAUCAUUAUUCUUCUAUUAUACAAGGAAUGGCAAAGUUUUAUCAGUUUGAAGAAGCCUACAAAUUUUAUCAAGAAGCAUGUGAAAAACAAGUUGUUUUAUCUAUUGAUGCUUAUAAUUCAAUUAUUCGAACAGCAUUAUAUAUUAAAGAAGGCACUGAUCAUAAAUGGAUGCAUAUACAAAAAAUCUUAAACAAAAUGAAUGAGUGUGGAUUAUCUAUGAAUAUUGGGACACUUAAUUCAGUUCUUAAUGUUUUAUCAAAUGUUAUAUCUAACUCAGAAAUAAAAACAUAUGCAUUGAGUACUAUUUCAGAAGCAAAAAAACUCAAUAUUGAUCCCAGUUUGGCAACAUACUAUUAUCUUCUUAAAAUAUUUUGUUCUGACAGAAAAAAUAAGAGUACAAUAUUAGUGGAUAUACUUAAUAUACUUGAAGGAAAAUCACUCAUUAUCAAAGAUAUAGUUGAUACUAAUUUUUUUAUGGCUGCCAUGGAAAAUUGCAGAUAUCAUUUACAAGAUUUUAAUGUAGCUCUUCGUGUUCAUGCUAUUUUAUUAGAAAAUAAUAAUUAUAAUUUGAUUGGGGACUCAUACAAAGAAUCAAUUUACUAUCGUCAUUUUUUUGCAAUUUUAUGUCAAAAUGAGUCAGUUGAAACACUUAUGAAGUAUUAUGAAGACUUAGUACCUCAUAUCUAUAUUCCGGAACCAGCGAUUACUGAGAUGAUAAUAAAAGUAAUUAAUUCAUCUGCUGCUGUUGAACUGUACCCAAAAUUGUGGUCAGAUAUUUUAAUGUUUGAUCAAGCUGAUCGAGAACCAAUUAUUACAGAAUUAACCAAUGGUCUAGCUCAAAAUUUGUUUCCAAGUUUUAAUUUAUCUAUCAAAUCAAAAAUUGGUCAAUUAGGUUUUAGUAUUUAUAAUGGAAUAGAAGAACGACAACAAGUUGGGAAAAUAAAAAUGCCCUGGACGGGUGUUAUGUUGGGAAAUUUAAUAGAUAUUUGUUUGUUUGGAAAUUGUAUUGAAGAUGCUGCUAAAAUAAUAAACAAAUUACAUAGAAAUCAAAAUGAAAUCAUUGGUGUUCCUAGUAGUCAAACAAUCAGUAAUUAUAUUAAUUACUGUAUUGAAAAUAGUCAUUUCAAUGAAUUAAUAAAAUGUAUUGAAUAUGCAUUGGAAGUUGAAUACAUAGAAAUUGAUGAAUUCAUUUCAAAAAUACUUAAGGAAAUGUCUCUGACGCCGAUGCAGCAAACUCAUUUAUCCAAACUUAUAGGAACUGAAUACUUUCAUAAUAUAGUCAAUAAAAACAGUUAAUCUAUUUAAAGUUCUUUUUUUGUUAGAAAAUUAUUACGUUUUAUAUAUAAUAAAGGUAAUUUUAGUAGUUAA